Exophiala mesophila is the source of this 1990-nucleotide messenger RNA. RefSeq lists its product as hypothetical. The record is from RefSeq and is a predicted model, not a curated record. The coding region runs from base 924 to 1490 and encodes 188 amino acids. NCBI's taxonomy places the organism in Eukaryota, Fungi, Ascomycota, Eurotiomycetes, Chaetothyriales, Herpotrichiellaceae. The transcript is spliced from 2 exons.
CUUGAUCCUCGCCUCCCUCGUUUGCAUAUUCAAGUGCCAGACUGCAUUGCCAGUAGUGAUCAACACUGUUGAGAACCAGGAUAUGUCAAGUUGAAUGCUUGAGAUGCCCUGCAUACACCCUUACAUCCAUCAUUCACACAUUGGCAACAGUUUUGACCCACCAACUUUGACAGCCAUGUGCUUGUGCGUUUGAAAAAGCCGUCAAUUGGUGUUUCAUCUCCUUCUCUGCCCUCUCAGUGCCUUUCCCACGCCAACAAACCCGAAAUCAACUUGCUGAUCGCUCUCGUCACACUUUCCUCCUGGACUUUGGGUGUCGAUCAGCCCAUCCACCGCCUCCACCCCCAAGCAUACCCUCUUCUGAAGCGACCCCAGUCAGGAGCAGGGCAAGACUCAACAGUGCCAACCUUGGAUCCUUGGUCUUCCCGCCUGGCCGUCUAGCAACCCCUGGUACUACAAGUUACCCUCAGCGUGGCCCAACUCCAUCUGGUUAGUCCCUAGAGUUGACCCCUCUCCCUCGGUAGCCUGAGGAUUGCGCCAACCGCCACUCCACUCUACUGGCCGACUGGGUGACUGGGUGACUGGGUACGAGGCCUACCAUCCUGUAAAGGAUUCAGUUCGGUACAUAAUAUUAUUAGGCCCUAUUCCUCCGCCUCAGUCGUGUUUUGUUAUCAUCGUGCCAUUCACUCCUUUCCAACAAGUGCACUACUUUCACCUCAAGGCAAAAACUUAAGCACCUCCUCUACUCAACAUUCUCAACGUUCUAUAUCACCCACCUACCCACCUAGCCACUGAGAGUGUCUUUGUUACAUCCGCUCGCCAAAACCAGAGCCGCCGCAUGUACCCCCAUCUACCAUCCACUGGCUAGAAGCACUGCCCCAAUUCUGUUUGUCUCACAGUGAGGUGACUUGUGAUUGACGACCACCAUGCAUUCAUCAGAAGGAUACUCAGCCCGAUACACACCAACCUCGCCAUUGUCUCCCCGUUUACCCUCAACACACCACCCCAUGUCUCACCAGUCGUCACGUGCAAGACCACCACCACAUGGCCGACAGGCAUCAAGAAAUAUGCACAUGACACUCCCAAGAUUCCAUCCUUCCAAUUUCAACCAUCUCGAUGCUCCUGCUACUCCAACCUCAACUGUCACCAGCCCAGCCAUCACAGUCAACCGAGUCAAUCAACCCAUCCAGAUCGAGUCACCCCGACUGAUGCGGGAGAAGCAACGAGAAUUUCUUGAACGAACGCAUUUGUCAUCCAAAGUCGCCGCUUCAUCGAUGGGUAUCAAGCCUGGUGGUCCUCGGCUAGAUCCCCUCGGCAGCCCCAAGGGUCCUGUCACUCCCCUCGAGUUGGACGAAGCCAUCGACUACUUCGCAGUGGCUGGUGCUGGAAAGCCGUCUCCAGCGACCAGUCCCGCAGCGAGAAGCCCUAGAAGUGACCAUUCAUCCGAGAAGGAUGAACCGCUCACUAAGAAGACAUCAACAUCCUCUUCCUAACAUUUUUUUUAGCACGAAUCAGAUGUCGACACCAGUGGCUCGCCGUUGAGAAGUUGAGCGAGGGGGCUUCUUCCAGAUCGCCGUACAACGGUGUCUACCACAUCCAAUCUCACGAAUUUCUUUUUAUAUCACGACUGCAUCAAUACCACACUGGCGCUUAGCAUUCCAAUCCGGGGACAUGGAGUUAUCUUAGCCUGCAUUUCGAAUAUGGCAUCACGAUACCCCAAAACGGCAUCCCGUCAUCUCGAACGGAAUUCUCUGCAAUCACAUUGUAGCGAGAGAGCAUACCGCACCUGUCAUUUGCCUGAUCGACAUGGUCAGCACAUCAAGCCUUCUGAGAAUGGCUUGGGUCGACAUAGCGUGAGCGAGCAUGUGACCUGACUUACGACCAAAUAUAGACAGGAUCUCCUGGUGAGACGGACGAAUAUUUCAGGCUCGGUGGAGAUUUGCUACCCAGGCUAGCUGGAUAGACCAAAAUCCAUUACUUUUUGAACAUAUCA